AUGACGGAACUGUUUGUGGUGGCGCUGCAGUUCUACGCCAAGUCGGGGCCGCUGGCGAGCGUCCUGGUCGUGAAGCUGAAGCAAGUCGCGGGACACUUUAGGAACCUGGACAUUGUGAAGCUCAUUGUGGGCUCCCACAGCCACGCCCUGCGCCACGCGCAGCGGAACAUGGCGCUCUGCCGUGAUGCGUCGAGAACGUCGUCGUUGCCGUCCUCCGCCGCCUCCUCGCGGCCGUCGUCGAUGUACACAACCGACGCGGAGGCGGAGCGUGAGGCCGACCGCGCCGAGCUGGCGCACCGCUGCUUCUCCACGGACCACACGCUGCGGAACGACGCUGUCUUCACUGCCCGGCUCGUGGGGCUGCUGGACGAAGUUGCGCGCGUGGAGGGUCUGCUGGCGGUGCAGCGGGCGCACGGGCAGCCGCCGCUGCUGUGGCGCGGGGUGACGGCAAGACCGCCCCGUCGCCAGCGACGCGUGGGUGGUGCUGCUUCCACAACCCCUUUACUUGUUUUUUUUUUCUCCUCCUCUCUCCUUUGCUUUCUCCCACGCCUGCCUCAUUGCCGUCAUUUACUAUUGCUACCGAACACAACUUUCUCCUCGGCACAUGCUCAGUUGUUUCUUCACUUGCUGGACUGGCGAUGGGCCGAGGGCCAUCGGCGUCGUCGUCGUCGCUGCUCCGCCCCCUCCGACGCCCAGCCCCCCUUCUCCUUCUCCUCCUCUUCUGCAUUGUGUGUGUGUGUGCGUGUCUGUGUGCAAGGAACGGCUAGAGGCGUGUGCGUGUGCGGAGUAGAGUGUGGCGCCUGCCGCGGAUCCGUUUCAGCCUCCCCUAGAUAA
Messenger RNA from Trypanosoma conorhini, 834 nucleotides. RefSeq lists its product as uncharacterized. Lineage: Eukaryota; Euglenozoa; Kinetoplastea; Trypanosomatida; Trypanosomatidae. The transcript has a single exon. The coding region runs from base 1 to 834 and encodes 277 amino acids. The record is from RefSeq and is a predicted model, not a curated record.